AUGCCCUCGAGCACCAUGACAUCCAUCCACUCAUCGCCGUCCCUCACCUCCCUCGCGAGCACCUCCACCGCCGUCUCUACCACACCCAUCUGCAGCCCAAAACCGAAGGACUCGGAGUCCGAGUCCGGGCGAGUCGGCUCCCACCUCUCCACGUACCCCGGCGCGCCGCGUUCCAAACCGCAAUCGUGGCUGAAGCGCGCGCUCGGUGCGACACACUCGGGCUCGGGCUCGAGCCCCGCGCCCAAAAUGAAACCACCGAUGACGGAGGAGGAGCGGCGGAAGGACGUAGCGCGGCGGGCGCGCGAGGCCGAGCUCGCGAAGUUCACGGCCAAGUACGGGUUCAGCGGCGGUGCGGGUCCGAUCCGGUGA
Messenger RNA from Epithele typhae, 369 nucleotides. RefSeq lists its product as uncharacterized. The coding region runs from base 1 to 369 and encodes 122 amino acids. The transcript has a single exon. The record is from RefSeq and is a predicted model, not a curated record. Lineage: Eukaryota; Fungi; Basidiomycota; Agaricomycetes; Polyporales; Epitheliaceae.